UUUCGCGAUUCAAUUCGAGCCUUAGACCCAUGAAAUUCUUCCUUCUAAUAUACAAAAGGACGCGCAACAUUUGAACAACUUAAGACUUUCCCAUUAAACAACAACAGGGCCUCUUUCACCAUGAGUGCCUUCGAACCCUCACUUUCAACAAGUGGCAUGCGACCACCACUGACUUCAGCCGACGCCCCCUCCAUGGCUGAUUCGCUCCCCAGUAUCAAUUUCGGAUUUGAGGACUUGCGCAGCCGCAUGGCGCAAUUCACCGCGCGAUUUGAUGCAUUUAUCGAGCGGGGGAGAAAGCAGGUGCUGGAGGAGAGAAACCAGUUCAAGAUAGGAUUGGUGGAGAUGCAGGAGGAUGAACGCAUGCGGCAAAGGGAUAUUGAAAUUCUCAAUCUCAAGGCGCAGACCCACGAACAAACAUUGCAGAAGGAAGCCGCCGAAGCCGCUGAAAUGCAUGCCGCGAUUUCGUCCGUGGAACUGGAGCGUGCUGCUCGCCUUGCAAAACGCGAUCGCCUCAAGCAGCAAAUCGACGAAACCCAGAAAGCUAUCGCCCAAAAGACAGAAGCGCAGAAGGCUCAUUCCCGUUACCUAGAUGCGCAGUCUCGUUUGAACGUACCAGAGCUUGACUUUUGGCAGGACUAUUUAUGCAUGCGCAUAGAAGGUGCUGGGAGAGAAGAUCGCUUGAAGUUUGUAUAUACCCACCUACUGGAAAAGGAUUGGGAAGCCGAGGCCUGGUUCGAGCUUGGGACUGCCAACCGCGACUAUGAGGUGUUUCAUACACGGCCGAAGGUCGACCGGGACGCGUUAAAUCGGGAACUCGACCUUGUGAACGAGGAUCGCGAUUUUGGUGCAUUUCUCAAGAGAGUCCGCAAAUUGUUCGUUGAGGCAUUGAAAUAG
Molecule: messenger RNA, 894 nt
Organism: Aspergillus candidus
Lineage: Eukaryota; Fungi; Ascomycota; Eurotiomycetes; Eurotiales; Aspergillaceae
Product: kinetochore Spc25 family protein
Exons: 2
Coding region: 121-894 (257 amino acids)
Biological process (GO): chromosome segregation
Cellular component (GO): Ndc80 complex
Source: RefSeq, a predicted model, not a curated record